CUGAACUGGCGCAUGCGCACUACCCAGGUCCGAGAGGCCGAUACAAGAUGGCGGAGUCGGUGGGGAGGGAGAGGCGGAGGCGGGUCCGGAUCGAAUAGAGCAAAGCCUAUACAGGACUCCUAGAAAAUCUCUCCAAGACAGGACAAAUGAGGAGCUAUGACGAGUGAAAACCAUAGUACCAUAAAGGGAGACUCGGGCAUGAUCAUGUCCCCAACUGGGUCCUCAGCCCAAGCACCACCUCUCACGCCCUCCACCAGCAAAGCCAUCCAGGACCUGCCAGAUGAGUUGGUUCAGGCUGGAUGGGCAAAAUGCUGGAGCAAAAGGGAGAAUCGGCCGUACUAUUUUAACCGUUUUACCAACCAGUCGUUGUGGGAGAUGCCGGUCCUGGGGCAGCAUGAUGUCAUUUCUGAUCCACUUGGCCUCAACGCAGCUCCUGCCUCAGGUGACGGCACAGGAGGAGACGCUGGACUGGGCAACGGGCAACGGAAGAGACGCCCCUCAGAGGAUACCUCCUCAGGAGGUCCUAACAGCUUCAAGAGGCCAAAGGUUGAGAUUCCUGUAACUCCAACCACCCCUUCAGUCCCGAUAUCACCAAGCACCCCUGGCGCAAAGCCCUGGAAUUCCACCUUAGACGAAAAACAAGCCCAGCCUAGUACCCCUGCUCCUGCUCCAGCCCCAUACCGGCCCUCUGUAAUCUACUGGGAUCUGGACAUACAGACCAACGCGGUAAUUAAAGAGCGGGCUCCAUUCAACUACCUCCCUCCUCACCCGGAGAUUGAGCUACAGCGUGCCCAGCUCACCACCAAACUCCGCCAGCACUACCAUGAACUGUGUUACCAACGUGAAGGGAUUGAGCCGCCACGGGAGUCAUUCAACCGCUGGCUGUUGGAGAGGAAGGUGAUGGAUAAAGGAGUGGAUCCUCUGCUGCCCAGCGAGUGUGAGCCUGUCAUCUCACCCUCCAUGUUCAGAGAGGUCAUGAACGACAUCCCCAUCAGGCUCUCACGCAUUAAAUACAAGGAAGAGGCCAGAAAGCUGUUAUUCAAGUAUGCAGAGGCAGCCAAGAAAAUGAUAGAUUCCAGAAAUGCCACACCGGACAGUAGGAAAGUUGUAAAGUGGAACGUUGAAGAUACAAUGAACUGGCUCAGGAGAGACCACUCUGCCAGUAAAGAAGACUACAUGGAUCGUCUGGAGCACUUGCGGAAGCAGUGUGGCCCACAUGUGACGGCCGUAGCCAAGGACUCGGUGGAGGGGAUUUGCACUAAAAUCUACCACAUCUCAGCCGAGUACGUGCGCAGAAUCCGACAGACUCACCUCAACCUGCUAAAAGAGUGUAACAUCACAGUGGACGGGGCAGAGACCGCAGAAGUGCAGGACCGUCUGGUUUAUUGCUAUCCGGUCCGACUGUCCAUUCCUUCGCCGCCGCAGCCCCGUGUCGAGCUCCACUUUGAGAACGAUAUCGCCUGUCUGCGCUACAAAGGAGAAAUGGUGAAGGUCAACCGUGGCCACUUUAACAAACUGGAGCUGCUCUACCGGUACAGCUGUAUCGAUGAUCAAAGGUUUGAGAAGUUUCUGUCACGUGUGUGGUGCCUUGUAAAGAGAUACCAGGUGCUGUUUGGAUCUGGUGUGAAUGAAGGCAGUGGUCUACAGGGGGCUCUUCCUGUGCAAGUGUUUGAGGCUCUCAACAAACACUUUGGAGUCACUUUCGAGUGCUUCGCUUCACCACUCAACUGCUACUUCAAGCAGUUCUGCUCGGCCUUUCCUGACAUCGACGGCUUCUUCGGCUCUCGAGGGCCAUUUCUAAGCUUUUCACCUGUCAGUGGAUCAUUUGAAGCUAAUCCUCCAUUCUGCGAGGAGUUCAUGGAUGCCAUGGUCACACACUUUGAAGAGCUUCUAGAAAAGUCCAGUGAGCCUCUGUCUUUCAUUAUCUUUGUUCCUGAAUGGCGCGAUCCCCCGACCCCGGCACUGACACGGAUGGAGACAAGUCGCUUCCGCAGGCACCAAAUGUCCGUGUCAGCUUUUGAGCACGAAUAUCGCAGUGGCUCUCAGCAUAUCUGCAAAAGAGAGGAGAUGUACUACAAAGCCAUACAUGGAACAGCAGUCAUCUUCCUUCAGAACAACGCCGGAUUUGCUAAAUGGGAGCCAACCAGCGAGAGGAUUCAGGAGCUGCUGUCUGCAUAUAAGGUCUCGGGACGUGCUCUGUCCUCUCCUGGACCUUCCUCUUCUUCCUCCAGUAGUGGAGACAGAGACUCCAAACCGAGCUACGAGCGUUCAGCGAACCUCGAAGCCCCCGGAGGCCAUGAAAGUAGCAGCCCUGCACCAGAAACAGCAAACAUUUAAGUGUGUGUGCGUGUUUGUGUGUUUGUGUGUUUGUGUGUGUGUGUGUGUGUGUGUGUGUGUGUGUGUGUGUGUGUGUGUGUGUGUGUGUGUGUAAAGUGACUGGCUGCAUGUUAAGUCAGUUCAUGAGAGAAAAUGAGAAGAGAGCUACAGAGAUAAAGUUCAUUUACUAUUCUCAGUUUCUAAUAUUUAAAAAAUAUAUAUAUUAUGGGUUUUAUUAUUAAUGUUGUCAUAGUUGUUAAGGGUUUUUUUUUUUGUUUGUUUUUUUUACUGAUGAUGUGAUUAUUUGGUCACUAAUUACGUUUUGUUCUUGUUGUCACUUGAGAUGUGGUAAUUCUACUCGAGACUUGUUUUAUUUUGGCCUUUUUAAACUUUGUGCUUUGUUCCUGGGUCAGUUGUCUUUCUGUCAGGUUGAGAAGUGGGGAAAAAUGGAUGAUAGUGUAUCUGUUGUGCGUUCCUUUUUUUUUUUUUCUUUUUUUUUUCUUUCUUCCUUUUUUAAAAAAAAUUAUUUGCCAACGGAAGUGAGACGAAUCCAUUAGCAGUUUGCUAUGUUUCAUAAGCCCCCUAACAUGUGUAUAUCUUGUGCAUAAAGAUUCAUUGUGCCAGUUUAUUUAGUGCUGGAGAGACUCUGAAGUUACUCGAGCUGGCCUUUUUGGUCCCUCUUCUGGAACAAAGCACUGAUGUGGACAAAAAAAACUCACCUUCGAGUUUGUUCAAAAGCGUUCCUUUUAGGGUGGGGUUCAGGAUGCAAAUAAGUAAAACAGACCUUGUCAAAUACUUAGUAAUUGGUUUCAGCGUGUUAUAGAUUCAGUCUUCGUUUACUUGUAAAUUUUAAAUUGUGCACAGAUAACAAAGAUGCUUUCAGAAGGAUUUGGUAGCAUGGACUGUGCUGAACACGAAGUUUCUGAGUGGAUAAUAUGACUUCCACCCUUAAUUAUUCACUCUCUUUGCUUGAUGUAUGUCUCAGUAAUGAUUUCCAGAGAAAGCAAUAGGUGAACCUAAAGAGCUUACACGUGACGUGUAUACGUGACCUUGCAUUUCGGCAAUACUAACUGUCCGUCCAUCCAUCUUAUAGAAUCCAUCCUACUGUCUUAAUUUGAGCCUUUGACAUAAUAUUACUAAAUGCCUUGGUCUAUUUUUUCUUUAUGAAAAAAAAAGUUUGUAAUUCUGUGAUUACUCCAGAACGAGAUUGAACCUGAUCACUGGGCAGCAUAAUGAAUGUAAAAUUAACAAAAAGGAAAAAUAAAAAAGGGUCAAAUAGUUGAUCCUAUGUUUUCUCUGUAGUUCUGGGGUUAGAACAAGGAUCAGGUUAAAUCUUCUCUACUACCAACAUUCUUGUUCAAUUUGUCAAACUUUAUGUUGGAAUUAAGCUUUCUUGCUAUUAGAAUCGUGAUCGAAUCGAUAAACAUCCUUAGAUCUGGUCUAUCAUGUCUUUGUUGUAUUUCUCUCGCUUCUCUGUGUAUAUACCCUUCAUCUUUUUAAAGUAAUGAAUCGUAAUCUAUUCAAGCAUUACGCUUGAGGGACGGCUCAUGCACUCGCCAUUAUAGCAGUACACAGUUUUGGCAGCUUGCUGAUCAUUACUAACAUUCGACUCCCCCGAAGGUAGUACCUCACCUUUUAUGAAGUCUUUAUCUGGCUUUCUCAUUCCUGGAGUGUUUCCCAUCACCAGCAAAACUGUAGAUAUUGUACAGAAAAGCAUUAUGAAGUAUGGUUUUUGUUUGUUUUUCUGCCACAGUUGUAGAGUGAGCUCUUUUGAGAAAAAAAAAAGAAAAGAAAAAAGUAUUCUACUCCUACUUCUGUCUUUCUCCCCAUGCUUUUUAUUUCUUUUAAUUAAGCAAAUUUGUUUAUGAAUUAUACAAUUUAUGAAAUAGAAGUCAUUUUAAACUAAACCAAAGUGAUUACUGAGAAAGAGGAGAAAUCUAUCUUGUAUGUAAUAGUAGAACUGUAUAUGAACAGUACUGCAUAGUGUAACCAGCAAAAAUGAUUUGUUAUUUUUAUAUUUCAAUGUUGUAUGUGUUCUGGUUAGGUUCUUUUGCUUGAUCCCAUUUGUCACAAUCACAAAAGAGAUCAUUAAAUGUAUAGUGCUUA
Molecule: messenger RNA, 4422 nt
Organism: Tachysurus fulvidraco (yellow catfish)
Lineage: Eukaryota; Metazoa; Chordata; Actinopteri; Siluriformes; Bagridae
Gene: pcif1
Product: phosphorylated CTD interacting factor 1
Exons: 16
Coding region: 157-2337 (726 amino acids)
Cellular component (GO): nucleus
Molecular function (GO): RNA polymerase II C-terminal domain binding; mRNA (2'-O-methyladenosine-N6-)-methyltransferase activity
Source: RefSeq, a predicted model, not a curated record